Molecule: messenger RNA, 809 nt
Organism: Andrographis paniculata
Lineage: Eukaryota; Viridiplantae; Streptophyta; Magnoliopsida; Lamiales; Acanthaceae
Product: 17.4 kDa class I heat shock protein-like
Exons: 1
Coding region: 144-614 (156 amino acids)
Biological process (GO): response to hydrogen peroxide; response to heat; protein folding
Source: RefSeq, a predicted model, not a curated record
CGAGAAGCCUCUGUUCAUCUCUAUAAAACGCCAUUCUUCUUCACCAAAUCACCAAACGAAUUCUUCAAUAGCAUCUGCAGAUAAUCAAAUUCUCCGUAAAUCAAGCUCCGAUCACUACCAAAUUUCCGCACAGAGCAGACAAAAUGUCUCUAAUUCCGAGUUUCUUCGGCAACCGCCGCAGCAACGUCUUCGAUCCAUUUUCCUUGGAUGUUUGGGAUCCAUUCGAAGGAUUUCCUUUCAAUUCCGUCGCAAACGCUCCUUCCUCCGACGCAACCGCCAUCGCCAACGCUCGGAUCGACUGGAAGGAGACGCCGGAGGCUCAUGUGUUCAAGGUCGACGUUCCUGGAUUGAAGAGGGAGGAGGUGAAGGUGGAGGUGGAGGACGGAACGAUUUUGCAGAUUAGCGGCCAGAGAAACAAAGAGCAGGAGGAGAAGAACGAUAAGUGGCACCGUGUUGAGAGAAGCAGCGGCAAGUUCCUCCGCCGCUUCAGGCUGCCGGAAAAUGCGAAACUGGAGCAGGUGAAGGCGGCGAUGGAGAACGGAGUUCUGACGGUGACGGUGCCGAAGGAGGAAGUGAAGAAGACGGAGGUAAAGGCUGUCGAUAUCUCAGGUUAAAUCCUGGCCGUCCAUUUUCCAUCUGCUGAAUGAGUGGUUGAGAUUAUUUGGUGCAUCAGUAAUUUUAAAAUAUGAAUUUAUGACUAUGUGAAUUUUUAUGUUAUUUUUAUUGAAUAUAAUUGUAUUGUAUGAGAAUUGAUCAGUUUCAUGGUGUAUAAUUAUAUGUUAUAUAAUAAUAAAAUAAAUUUUCAAUAA